Tyto alba (common barn owl) is the source of this 1790-nucleotide messenger RNA. It is a transcript of the gene VSTM5, whose product is annotated as V-set and transmembrane domain containing 5. The record is from RefSeq and is a predicted model, not a curated record. The transcript has 4 exons. Bases 118 to 717 code for a protein of 199 amino acids. Gene Ontology annotation, cellular component: plasma membrane; dendrite; axon. NCBI's taxonomy places the organism in Eukaryota, Metazoa, Chordata, Aves, Strigiformes, Tytonidae. Gene Ontology annotation, biological process: positive regulation of excitatory synapse assembly; filopodium assembly.
GGCGGGCGGGGGAGGAAGAGGAGGGAAAAGAGCGAGGAAGAGGCCUGGGGCGGGCAGCCCCCCGGGGUCGGGCCGCGCUGGCCGGAAUGCAACCCCUGGGGCAUCGGCUUCUCGCUGAUGAGACCGCUCCAGGGCUGCCGGGGACGGGACGUCGUCGUGGGGACCGUCACCCUCUGCCUGGCCGCCGGCUGGGCUCUGCAGUCUCCCGGAGGAGUAUCAUUAGUUGUCCCACAACCCAACAUCAACGCAACAGUGGCACAAAACAUCCUCCUCUCAGUUGAAUACUCUUGCAGAGGUGUCGCCACCAUUGAGUGGAAACACGUGUCAAGCUGGGGCACCACCAGAAUUGUGGAGUGGAGAAGUGGGAAUUAUGUCAACAUAUCCACAGUCUACAAGGACAGAGUGACUACUUUUGAAAAUGGUUCUAUACAACUUCUGAACGUGGGCAUGAGAGAUGCUGGCUACUAUUUUAUCACUGUAACGGAAGAGUAUGGAACCAACACCUAUGGCACCAUCAUAGUCAACGUUUACGAGAUUAUCUAUGAAGAUUUACAUUUUGUAGCAGUUCUCUUUGCCCUUCUUGCUGCAGUAUCUGCCAUUUUGAUCUGCUUCAUGUGGCUGUGUAAUAAAUCUCUGCAUCUAUUUCAGAAGACGACGACACACAAACUAACAGCAAGUACAACUGAAGAGAUUGAAUUGGAAACCACUGAGUGUUAGCCAAGGACUGUCUCAUAACAAAAAUAACAAUUCUACCUCAGGAGAAAGUAUUGGCAAAGAAAGUAAGAAGAAACCUAAAAGGUAAAAUGUUUGUAACUACUGUAGAAACAUCCUGACUUGCAAACUAAUUAGACAUUAAAUCAGUAGUGUCUGAUGGAGCUGUUUCGACCUGUUAAGCUUUUGGCUCUGCUAGCCAAGGUCAAAGUAAAAAAGAGUAUGCUUUCAUGCUGAGCACAAAUAUAUUUUUGUGGCUAUUAAUAAAAACUACAGCCUCUACCACUCUUGAAAGUAAGCAAGUAACCAAGCUCUAAGAUCAACCCAUAAAGGAAAUGAUCAUGGUCCUGAAGGACACCUGUAUUUUGGCUACAGCAAGUCUCCUAUUACAGACAGAGCAGCCAUUAACAUCCUUCAACAUAAUAAAUUUAAUGUCUAAUCACAGUAUUACAUUAAAAAAUUAAUUUUAAGGAUUGAAUCCUGUUUAUUGCACCUAUGCUGCUACUUUUGGGCAUAAGGAAUUUCCUGAAGCUCUGAAGACAAACUAAUUCAUAGGACAAAACUGACUUUGAAACAAUGCCGAGCUGGUCAAAGUUCCCCCACUUACAUUUCCAAUUCUUUACACUGCCCCAGGAUAUUAACACACAUUUUAUGACAUUACUAGAGAAGGUUGUUAAAACAAGGAACCAUGCACAGGCACUGAAGAGGACGCUGUCUAUAAUGAUUGGAGCGGUCCGAUAAAAUACUGACACAUCACACCAGUGGGGUGGCAAAAUACUGAACAGUUCACUGUGAAAGAUGUCAAGACCUCUGCAGACUUAGCCCACCGACGAAUAGCCUAUCUGGGAAGAAGUGUUAAAACAGCAUUACUUUGAAAUUGAGCAUUUACAAAUACAGUUCUGAAAUUGCUCUUGUUGAGACACGAACUUUGCUUUCCUAUGUUGUAAGAAAAUGAAGUGAUCUAUCUAAUGUUUUCUUGAAUCUAGAUAUUGCACUUAUACUUUCCACAUGCAGAUCUGCUGGGUAGAAUAACAUUUGCUUUAGUGAGUGAGAAAACAUUAAAGUGACCGAGCUUCAAA